Molecule: messenger RNA, 1448 nt
Organism: Serinus canaria (Common canary)
Lineage: Eukaryota; Metazoa; Chordata; Aves; Passeriformes; Fringillidae
Product: leukotriene C4 synthase-like
Exons: 6
Coding region: 383-820 (145 amino acids)
Biological process (GO): leukotriene biosynthetic process
Cellular component (GO): nuclear envelope; membrane; endoplasmic reticulum
Molecular function (GO): glutathione transferase activity; glutathione peroxidase activity; leukotriene-C4 synthase activity
Source: RefSeq, a predicted model, not a curated record
UCUCUUUCUUUCUCUGGAAAAAAUCUUUCUUCUCUGUGAGAAAAAAAUCUUUUGAAUGAACCCUCUCCUCUUUUUUUCUUUCUGGCUGUUACAAAGACAGUAACUGUUCUCACAAGCAGUCCCACAGUCAUGGGUUUGGCUGUACAUAGUGGCUGCAAAAGGAUUCAGAAGGAAAAGAAGCACAAGUACGACCUGCAUUAGAAACUAUUUCCAUAUUUGUGCAAUAGGAUUAGAAGAACGAGGCACCUCCACGCUUCACAGCUGAAGGAACAAGCCUAAGCUGCCAGAUACCAUUGCAAACUGUCACAUCAGCAAGGACUGAACCUGGCCAGAGGAACUUCUGAACAAGAAACAAGAUUUUCUAGGUUCUGGAGAAGUCAGUAUGUUGGAUCAGAUUCAUUGGCUGGCUGCCGUGACAGUCCUGGGAGUCCUGGAGCAAGCCUACUUCUUCCUCCAGGUGAUCCAUGCUAGGAGGUUGUUUGGCAUUUCACCUCCAAAGAUCUCAGGCCCUCCCGAAUUUGAAAGGAUCUUUCGAGCACAGGUGAACUCCUCUGAGUAUUUUCCCAUCUUCCUGGCACUUCUGUGGCAGGCUGGACUCUUCUUCCAUCAAGGUCUGGCUGCAGCCUUGGGUCUGCUCUAUCUCUUCGCCCGCUACUGCUACUUUAUGGGAUACAAGGCAUCACCCUCAGAAAGACUCGCCCCGAUAUACUUCAGCGCUGGAGUUCUCUGGAUUCUCAUUGCAGUGUCAGCCAUGGGCAUCCUGCAUUUCUUCUUCUCUCACUAUGUGGGGCUCAACGUCCUCCAGCUUCUCACAGCAUGACCCAUUCCUCUGCUUCACCACUGUCCUCAUCUUCAAGUCCUGCUCCCUCCGGCCCACCUUAACAGACUGGCUGCAACUCUACAGCCCUCAAUGAGAAAUCCACCCUCACCCAAGCUUUUAACACCUCCUUCCUCACUGUCCAGCACUGGCAGGAGCUGCUGAGCUGUUUAGGAGAUAUUUUUCCCCCAUGGCACUUGGUGUGCCAAGUGCUCUACAUCUGGCAGCUUCAUUGUGUCUGAUGUGGAAACAACAACUCCAAACAAGGACAUAUAAAACAAACUCUCCUCAGUCUGAGUUUCCCAGUGAGUUGCCAAAGAGAAGUGCCAUGUGUUCCCCAUUAUCCAGCAGCUCUGCCCUUAGCCCAGGCACAGAAGACUCCAGUUUUCCAAGGCCCACACCUAAGAAAAGCAUUUGUUUGGAACCAGAUGUGGGCUGAGACACAACAAAAGAGGUGAGGGAUAAACUGGAGUAGCCACCAACAUGUUAUGCAAAAGUCUGUUGGUGCCCUCAUGCUGGCUAUCAGCCACUGCUGUGAAUCAGAGUGAGCAAACUCAUCACAACUGCUGUGUGUGCCACUUUGAACUUGGCCCAGUGACAACAGGCACAAAUAAAAGGUCACUGAACCUCC